This is a messenger RNA of Podospora pseudocomata, 2215 nucleotides long. RefSeq lists its product as uncharacterized. Gene Ontology annotation, cellular component: membrane. Gene Ontology annotation, molecular function: transmembrane transporter activity. Gene Ontology annotation, biological process: transmembrane transport. NCBI's taxonomy places the organism in Eukaryota, Fungi, Ascomycota, Sordariomycetes, Sordariales, Podosporaceae. The record is from RefSeq and is a predicted model, not a curated record.
AUAUCUCUCCCGACGAAAUACAUUCUUAUAUGCCACCUACCAAAUUGCAGGACCCGUCGAUUUAUUUCGUUUAUUCCUCAUGCGAAACCCUCUCUUCCAGGCCCUCCAUUCUCAUCUCAAUUACCUGUACGCCGCAAAUCAAAGAAUGUGCUGACCUUGUCACAGCAAUCAUGUUGAAUUGAGAACCGGUUAUGCUUAACCUCAAAGAAAACCCCCUCUCAAUCAAUCUGCCUUUCCUCAAAGCUGAACGUCUGCCACUGUAGUGGAUCUAGCAUUUUGAGCUUCCUUUUUCAGAAACUAAAUCGGGCUUUAGGUUUCCAGCUGCUCAGUUCUGUUUCUCCGUCGUGGUUGGUGAUACCCCGCGCCACUGACGACGUGGCAACCACCACCAUGGUUGUAGGAUUUCAGGGAAUAAGGUUGACGAUCUCGCCCGGUCUAGGCAAGAUCGCGGGGAAUAAGCUGAGUAUGCGGGGGAACGUGAUGCGGGGGAGCCGGACGUGCAAACCGAGGUGGCCCGGGAUUUGCAUCAUCAUCUGAGGCAUGCCAGGAAAUAAGCAUAGGUUGGCAUGUGGGAUUAAAAGAAGGGUGGUUGGCCUCCUUGGUGUACUCAUUCAAUUGCCUACAUGUCACCUCUCCCACCAGUCAAAAUGAGUGUUCCCGGAGCUGCUCUGUCCGAAAAACACGAUGGCGGUUCACAGUCUGAGGAAGCAGAACGCAGCGAGAUCGAGAGGACGGGAGAGUCGUUUGCUCACUUGAAUGAGAAGGCAAUUCUCCGCAAGAUGGACAUUCGCUUGAUUCCGAUGCUUGCCCUGCUGUACCUACUCUCUUUUCUGGAUCGUGGUAACAUUGGCAAUGCCAAAAUUGAAGGCCUUCAGGAAGAUCUUGGCUUGACGGAUGACCAAUACAACUGGUGUCUCACAGCCUUUUUUUUCACCUAUGCCGCAUUCGAGGUUCCCAGCAACCUGAUGCUCAAAAAGAUCAGGCCUUCUAUCUGGUUGCCAGCCAUCAUGGUUGCGUGGGGCGUGGUGAUGACCUUGAUGGGCAUCGUGCACAACUUUACCGGACUCUUGACAGCUCGCAUCUUUCUGGGCGUUACCGAGGCUGGUCUGUUUCCCGGCGUUGCUUACUACCUCACAAACUGGUACAAGCGUGAGGAGAUGCAGUUGAGACAAGCCAUGUUCUUCAGUGCAGCUUCCAUCGCCGGCGCAUUCAGUGGACUUUUGGCAUUUGCCAUUGGGAAGAUGGAUGGUGUUGGGGGACUGCAUGGCUGGCAGUGGAUUUUUAUUCUUGAGGGCAUCGCAACCGUCCUGGUCGCCGUCUUGGCUUUUUUCACUCUGCACGACUUUCCCGAAACAGCGACUUUUUUGACCGAGGAAGAACGAGCAUUUGUCGUGUUCCGUCUCAAGUAUCAAGGGCAGAGCAAGAGGAACGAUCACGCUAUGGUGGCCCAGGCCGAUGAUUUUAAGUGGAAAUAUGUCAGACAGGCGUUUCUGGAUUGGCAGAUUUGGGUCAACAUCUUUGUCUACUGGGGGAUUGUCUGCCCGCUCUAUGGCAUCAGCUUAUUCUUGCCAACGAUCAUUCGCACGCUGGGGUAUGAGAGCAGCACCGCGCAGCUCAUGACGGUUCCCAUCUACAUCACUGCCGCCAUUCUCGCCGUCAUUGUAGCUUACUUUUCCGAUCGGGUGGGGCGAAGAAGCCCGUUCAUCAUUGUUCCACUACUUAUUAUGGUUGUUGGGUUUUCCAUGUGCAUCGCCUCUGGAAACCCGCGUGUGGUGUAUGGCGGAGUGUUUAUCGCAGCUUGUGCCAUCUACCCAGCUUUUCCAGGCGUCAUUGCUUGGCUCUCCAACAACUUGGCAGGGUCGUUGAAGCGUUCAGUCGGGAUGGCGGUCCAAAUAGGUGUCGGAAACCUGGGAGGUGCAAUGGCAUCCAACUUUUAUCGGGCAAAGGAUGCUCCCAGAUAUCGACUCGGUCAUGGUUUGGAACUUGGGUUCAUUGGCGCCGGUAUCGUCGCUUCGCUCAUCCUGCUAGUUGGGUAUAGCACCGCCAACAAGAAGAGGGCAAGGAAGAUGGAGGAUGGGGAUUUGGGUCGUUAUACGCAACAGAAACUGUCUGAGAAGGGCGACAAGGCCAUUACAUUCCGAUAUGUGUAUUAGAGGUUACAUGUUCAACAGCGAGACCAAAGCGGACAGAAAUAUGACACCCAUUCCCACACCAA